ACUGUACAGUUCAUCAUUAAAAUUAAAAACGAACAAAAAACGGAAAAAAACAAAACUAUUAAAACUCAGUGUUGUGUUCGACUUAAUUUUUUAGCUAAAAACAAAAUCUCAAAAUAAAUGUCCUUAAUUUAUUAAAAAAAUAAUAAAAUAUAAUAAUAAUGGUUGAAAUUGAAAAUCAAACAUCAAACAAUACAAUGGAUGCCAAUGAUAAACAGUUAACACAAACUAUCACCAUUGCCCAUAGUGAUAAUCCUGAAGAAAUAACGGCAGAAUCUAAAUUAUUAAAUAGUAGUAGUAACGGUAGUGCUCCUAAAAAUGGUUUAAAAAAGCAAAAAAGUGUUAAAUCCGAACAGGAUCGUAAAAUGACCGAAGAUAUAAAUAAAUUAUUACGUGAUAUGCCACUGACAGAUGAUAUGACUUGCGGUUUUUGGAUAUUUAAGGGAACAUUUUUUCAAAGAUUCGCAAAUCAAACAUCAUAUGUAGUACUCUACGGCUUGGUGGGCUGUAUAUUCUCAAUGACAUAUGCCUACUUUAAUGGAACGAUAACAACUAUUGAGAAAAGAUUUAAAAUACCAUCCAAAAAUACAGGACUGAUUUCAGUAGGAAAUGAUAUAAGUCAAAUGAUGGUGUCAGCUGUGUUAAGUUAUUAUGCCGGUAGGGGACAUCGACCGAGAUGGAUAGGUUUUGGUCUCUUAACGAUAGUGGCAUUUUGUUUGCUAACAGCAGCUCCCCAUUUUCUAUAUGGUCCAGGAGAGGAUGCUUUAGCUUUAACUGCAGAAUUUGGUGCUUUGCCUGAUGAAAAUGCCACCAUGGAGGUGUUAGAAGAACAACGUUCGAAAACUUUAUGCCGCCUUCGAGGAGACAGUAUAGAGUGUGAAGAGGGAGAGGGAAAUUUUGCCCCUCAGGUGGUAUUAUUCUUAGCGCAAUUUAUCUCAGGCAUUGGUGGUUCUCUGUAUUACACUUUGGGUGUUUCAUAUAUGGAUGAUAAUAUUAAAAAAUCCAAGACUCCUGUCUUACUAAGUCUAUCAUAUUUCUUACGUAUGCUGGGUCCUGCGAUUGGUUAUGCCCUAGCCUCUCUGUGUCUGCGGAUCUAUAUAGCACCUCAAUUGCAUCCUGUCAUUAAAAUGAAAGAUCCUCGCUGGUUGGGUGCCUGGUGGAUGGGUUGGUUGAUUAUAGGUACCAUGAUUCUAAUAACGGGUACUUGUUUAACUAUGUUUCCACGAGAACUACCAAGAGCCGCUGCUAGACGUAUGGUAGAAGAUGAGCGUAAAAAGCAACGUGCCUCUAUAAAGGAUAAGGAAAAGACAGAAAAGGAAUUACUUAAUGAACAGCUAGAAGAUAAACCUGUUGUAGAACAUAAGGCUUCAUUUAAGGAUAUGAUGAUAACUUUUAAACGUUUGACCACCAAUAAGACUUUAAUGUAUAAUAAUUUUUCAUCAGUAUUUUAUUUCUUUGGUUAUACACCAUACUGGAUCUUUACACCGAAAUAUAUUGAAAUACAAUAUCGUCAAUCGGCUUCAACGUCUAGCAUGGUUACCGGUACUGUGGCCUUAGCUUUCUCUGCUGUGGGUGUCUUACUUUCCGGUUUUAUUAUUUCGAAAUAUAAACCUCGUGCCCGUUAUAUGGCAGCUUGGAAUGUUGUGGUAGGCUUUCUUACUGUAGCUGGUAUUAUGACUUAUGCUUUUAUCGGUUGUCCUGGCAAUGAACAGUCUGUGGUGGUGAAUAUUCAUGACAAAUCUAUAAGUAGUGCUCCUACUUGUAAUUCAGAAUGUGGUUGUGAUUAUGUGCGUUAUUCUCCAGUAUGUGGUGAAAAUAAUAUGACCUAUAUCUCUCCUUGUCAUGCUGGAUGUAAAAAACAGCAUAUUACCAAUACUGGUGCUAAGUAUUUCUAUGAUUGUUCUUGCAUACCCAGCGUCAAUACAACUUUAAGCGGCAGUCCCGCCUUCCAGCGUUUAACAUCAAUGGAUUUAACAGAAACUGAUUUCAAUAUGAGUGAUUCGACAACACCAGCAAUGAUUACAUCUUUAUCCUCGUAUCCAGAUGUACUAUUUGGUAGUGGUGGUCAAGCUAUGUCCGGUGCCUGUUCGGUAAAUUGCUUCACUCAGUUCGUUACAUUCCUUGCGGUAAUGUGUUUAUUGAAAUUUAUUGGUGCCACAGGAAGAGCUUCAAAUUUUCUUGUAUCCGUACGUUGUGUACCGGAAAAGGAUAAAACAGCAGCCAUGGGUUUUGGUAUGAUGAUGAUGUCCAUGAUGGCCUUUAUACCAAGUCCCAUAUUCUUUGGUUGGGUAUUGGAUAGAUUGUGUUUGGUGUGGGGUAAAACAUGCUCAAAUAAAGGCAACUGUUGGCUCUACGAUCCAGAAUCAUUAAGAUAUACUCUCAAUAUGACUGCCGCUGUUUUUGUUACUAUUGGUGCAAUUUUCGAUUGUGGUGUUUGGUAUUAUGUAAAAGAUUUGAAAAUCUUCGAUGAAGAAGUUAAAGAUGUAGAAAUGGAAAUUGUUCAACAUGAGGAAGAGGAAAUGAAAACUGAAAUUUAAUUAAAGUGAAAUUACUAUAUAAGUUUUUAGUUGAAUUCAAAUCCUUUUUUUUAACCCUUUUUUAAUCAUCUCUAAAGUUUGUGUGAAUGCGUGUGUUUAUUUGUAUAGAGAGAGAGAGAGAGAGAGAGCAGUGUCUGUGUGAAUGUGUAUGUUGAUUUGUUUAAACAAAUAAACAGUUUUCUUAUCAUUUUAUAUAUUAAGUGAAAAAUAAUAAAUUCAAUAACGAUUGUUGUUUAUUAAAUAAUUUUAAUAUAUUUCUAAGUGUUAAAGU
This is a messenger RNA of Lucilia cuprina (Australian sheep blowfly), 2805 nucleotides long. It is a transcript of the gene Oatp58Dc, whose product is annotated as solute carrier organic anion transporter family member 74D. Gene Ontology annotation, biological process: transmembrane transport; sodium-independent organic anion transport. The record is from RefSeq and is a predicted model, not a curated record. Bases 159 to 2534 code for a protein of 791 amino acids. NCBI's taxonomy places the organism in Eukaryota, Metazoa, Arthropoda, Insecta, Diptera, Calliphoridae. Gene Ontology annotation, molecular function: protein binding. Gene Ontology annotation, cellular component: membrane. The transcript is spliced from 9 exons.